GACAAUGACAUCAUACAUAGAUGAUUUUUACCUGGCAGAAGCCAAAAAAGAAAUUGGAAAUGAUCUAUACAAAGAGAAAAAUUAUCAUGGAGCCCUACAACAAUAUUCAAAAGCCAUCGUCCUAUAUCCAGAUUCUUCAUCUUACUAUGGAAACAGAGCCGCCUGUUAUAUGAUGCUUUUUCAAUAUAAAAAUGCUAUGGAAGAUGCAAAAAAAGCAGUUGUGCUCGAUCCAAAUUUUGCUAAAGCAUAUCUUCGCAUUGCAAAAUGCAGCAUAUUGUUAGGCGAUUUUACUGUAUUCGACAAAGCUAUUGAAAAGGUGAAAAAAAUUGACCCCACCUCAAAUGAGGAGGUAAAUGUUUUGACUGCGUUGCGACAACAAGAGAAGAAAUAUGAAGAGUAUUUCCGAAAAAAAGACUUCAAAAGUGCUCUGAAUUGUAUUGAUAAAGCUCUCAAUGACAUCCCCACAUGUGAUAGAUAUAAAGUCCGAAAAGCUGAAUGUCUCGCUUCACUGGGCUGUUACCAAGAAUCGCAAAAAAUCUCAAGCGACAUUCUUAUGUUUGACAAAUCCAACAUCGAUGCCAACUACGUUCAUGGAAUAUGCUUGUAUUAUCAAGCAAAUAUUGAUGAAGCUCUUAAACAUUUUCAACGCGUCUUAAAACUAGCACCCGACCACGUUCAAGCUAUGAAUAUUUACAAAAAGACUCGUUUAUUAAUACAAAAGAAAAAGGCCGGAAACGACGCCUUCAAUGCUGGUAAAUUACAAGAAGCUCACACUUUGUACACAAAAGCAUUAGAUGUCGAUCCCCAAAACAAAGCCUUCAAUUCGAUAUUGCACUUUAAUAAAGCCACAGUGUUAUCAAAACAAAAUAAAUUAGUACAAGCCAUAGUAGAAUGUAUGUGUGCUCUCGAAUUUGAUGAAAAUUACCUAAAAGCACUGUUAAGGAAGGCCAAAUGUUACGGUGAGUUGGGCUUUUGGAAAGAUGCGGUCAUGGAUUAUGAAAAAGCAUACAAAAUGAAUCAAACAACAGAGAUCGAACGUUUGCUAAAUGAAGCUAAAGUUGCUUUGGAAAAAAGCAAACCGCAAAACUAUUAUAAAACACUGGGAAUUCCGAAAAAUGCGACGAAUGAUGAGAUUAAAACCGCUUACAGGAGACUAGCCAAAGUGUACCAUCCUGAUCGCUACGCGCACGCGUCGAAUGCCAUACGCAAAGAACAAGAGAAGAAAUUCAAAGAGGUCGGCGAGGCGUACGACACAUUAUCAGACCCCCAAAAGCGAUACCGUUACGACCAGAACCAAGACUUCGAUGAGAUAAGCGACCACAAAAAGUAAGCAGACUUCUUCUUAACCGGAGGAAACUUUGAAAAUGCUGGUGGAUGCCCAAGAAAUCCCUCCUUCUAAAUUUAUACAUAUGCAUCUGUAUGCAGUGAAACCUGUUUUUGUGCCGUCAAUUUUCAUUCGACUUUAAUUUUGUGCGAUU
Ctenocephalides felis (cat flea) is the source of this 1478-nucleotide messenger RNA. Its product is annotated as dnaJ homolog subfamily C member 7-like. Gene Ontology annotation, molecular function: protein binding. Bases 5 to 1330 code for a protein of 441 amino acids. NCBI's taxonomy places the organism in Eukaryota, Metazoa, Arthropoda, Insecta, Siphonaptera, Pulicidae. The record is from RefSeq and is a predicted model, not a curated record. The transcript is spliced from 5 exons.